UUGUUGCAAACUGCCGCCACGCCACUCUACUGUCAUUUUCUGCCUGCACGUGUUCGGCGAUACAUUUUGGGUCAUUCUCCCACAGUUUGUUUCAUUUUUGGACAGCUGUGUUUGGUUCGGCGUGUAUAAGUUGUAGUUUGAGGCAGUGAGCGAGUGUCAUGAUGAUUAGAAGAGCAGAAAGGUGUUUAUUGGUGCGACCCAACAGACAGCAUGGCAGCAGAGCUAGCAGGAGCUAGCCGGAGAACAACAUGUUCAGACUUGUUCCCAGACACCGAGAGCGUGGAGGGACAGCGACACAUGCAUCAUUAGUAAACCCGGCAGGUAGUGUUAUUGGUCACGGACGGAGGAAAUGGAUUACCAGUUCCCACAGCAGCUUUUUCCUUCGUUUUACAACUGCGGACCGCCGGACUCUGUCCACAAGCACAACGCUGGGAAGUGGGGCAGCUACAGCCGAGUCAGACCUCAGGGCGGCUCUGGUCCUUUGUCCAGCUGGACGUUUACAUCCAGACAUCAGGUGAGAGGGGAGACGUGGCGUCACACUGAGCCGGCACCGCUUCCUCUCCUUUCUCCUAAAAACUCUGUCCUCUGGCCUUUGAAACCUCCAGAUCCAGAACAUGAUUUCCAAAAACACAUGCAGAACUUCUUCGUGGACCACUGCCAGGACGCCUUCGGGUGCAUGGGGGAGAUUCUGAGCGAAAACUUCAACUUCAAACAGGGAAGGAAGGAGAAGUAUCGCAGGGAUUCAGUCCACAUGUGGAAGGUGAAAAACGUCCUCGACGCACUGGAGUUUAACAUAUGUUUGAAGUCCUAUACCCCCAGAGUGCUCCGCGGGUACAGCUCCCUGCUGGGGGACGUGGUGCCGGCCGUCCCCCCUGAGCUGCUGGGCUCUCUGCUGUACGAGGAGCUGACCGAGCAGAGAGACCGCAUGCUGUUCUCUGAAGGAGCCACAGGGGGCGCUCUGGCCUUCGUCCCCUUCUCACAGAGCAGCAGCGACUCUCAGCGCGGCUGUCUCCUCUACCCCGGAAACAAGGCACGGGACUGCCUCAACUUCCACAGAGUGGAGCUGCAGCACCACAGAGAAGGUCCCACCUGUGUGGACGCCAGCAGCAGCGACCCGUUCAGGUUCCAGCUGAAAGCCCCCGUCAGACAGAUCAGCUCCGCCUCCCUGUUCAACGACUGUUGUGUUGCCGUGCGCUCCGAUCACCUGUGUGGAGUUUGGAGGUUCAGCGAAACAAACGCACCUCGUCUGCUACAAGUCGUAAACACCAGAGAGGUCGCCACCUGCGUCAGCGUCAGUCCACAUGUUUUAGGUGAAGUUCUGGUGGCGAGUGAGAGCGGAGCAGCAAACCUGUGGACGGUCGGCAGAGGCAUGCAGAAGGUUCGGGAGGAUGACGAGAACCUGUACUUCAACGCCAAUUCGUCGUGGCGAUGGUGCGAGUUCUCGGCCCACCCGAGGGUGAUGCUGUACGCAGACAGGACCGGGGUGGAGCUCACAGACAUCAGGGUGAGUCCUGUCUCCAGUCACACUCUGUUUCGUAUCAGCAACACUCCAGAGUGUCUCAGUGGGGAGAGAGUCAUUCUGUCCAGAUACCUGGGAGACGUCCACCCCUUCCACCACCUCGUCACCACACAGUUCUCUGCCUACGUCAUGGACGAGCGUUUUCCCUGCAUGCCCAUGCUCAAGUGGGAUCACAUGAUGGAGUCCCCACCCAUGUUUUGUCACGCUGUUUGUGGCUCCGCCCCCUCAAAGACUACUAAAGUCCUGCUGGGCUCCCACAGCUCUCAGGAAAUCACACUGCUGCAGUACUCUGGAGGCCGAGUGGAGGCCUGUUCUAGUCGAGGUCCUCCGCAGGCACUGCUCAGAGCCAGAGACAGUCUGAAACACCUUCCUGUCCAGAUCCCUCACCGCCUGGACAUCGCUACCAGCAGAUUGUCCUCACCUGCUGCAGGUCUGACCUGUAUCCAGAGGACAGGUGGAGGAGAAGCUGGUGGAGAGGAGUGCAUGUGUGUCCUCCAGCUGACGGAGGCCGGAGAUAUUUUUUACCAGAUCCUGGAACCCGAGCAGCCGGACAUCUCCAGACCUCCAGCAGAUGAUGAACCGUUUUCACAACAAGCUUCUCAGACGGUUAUAUCAGACACGUCGAGCGAUGAAGAUGUAAUCGGGCCGACUCAGCGGCCAACCGUGCCGAGGUUUGUGCCUGAAACACAACAAGCAUCGGACUCCUCAUCUGAGGAUUCAGAAUCCAGACGGAAACCUGGUUACCUGAAGCGGCUCGGGCUGCAGACCAUCAUCAACGAGGAUCCAGAGAUCGAUCAAGUGAGUGGAUUGGAUGCAGUUGUGGAAGAUGGAAAUGUGGGUGAAGAUAAUACUGAUCGCACUGAGGAACCCGUCGGCGUCUCCAGCAGCUUGGCUCAUGUUGGUUCUUCUGAGCACCAGGCGCCAGUGAAGCUCAGUGACGGCGCUCUUGUCACAUGGAAACAUUGGCUUCAGAAACUGAUGCGUAAAAGUCGUGGAAAGAGGCUCAACCCACAGCAGUUGAAGCUCUUCACAAUGAAGACCGGAGACCUCCUGAACCUAUCCGAGGACAAGGCGAUUGAUCCCACUGAGGAGGAGCGCGUGCAGAGCCUGAGGCGUGAUCUGAGAGCGUGCAUGUCCAAGCGCUCGCUCCUGGUUCACAGCGCCGUCUCCGCCUCCCUCGGGGCCCCAGAUGUGGUGAUGGUGCCGGACCCGGUGGAUCCAGGCGCCUGGAACGAUCAGAUCAGCCGGCGCCUCACCCUCUCCUGGCGGGGGGAGGAGGCGUGGCGGGCGUGGUGGGAGGAAGAGCUGGGGCUGAACAGGGACGCCAAGGUGGAGGCCCUGAGGAGGAAAAGGAGACGGCAGAAGGAGGCGAGGAGGGCCGCCGGUCGAGGCCUGGAGCUGGCCAGCAGUUUCACCUCCUCCGUCAGCUACCAGUCGGAGCUGGGAGACUUCAGUGAUUCUGCAGGCUGGUCGUCCGCAGCCAGCCAGGGGGCGUGGUCAGACAGUGAAGGUAAGCUGUCCCAGUUGGAGGCCUUUUCGGAGCAAGGGAGAGCCACAACACCCUCUACCAUGCAAACUGACACUCCAGUUCCCACGUCAACCCCCUUAACUCAAAGUUAUAGAGAUAAACAAGGUGAGACUCCCAGCAGCUCCCACACCCUCACCCCGUCCCAAACACCAAGACCUGACUCCACAGCAUCCAGUCAGAGGAGGAACAAACGCCCAGCUGAAGACCUCCUGAGCUCUCUGUUUGCACCACAGGAUGAGCCCUCGCAGCAUGGCAGUUAUUUCCUGGAGGAGGGAAGCAUCAUGCGCCAUCCACCUCCAACCGUGGCCGGGUCCUCCUCUCAGCUCCGCAGCUCCCAGUCUGUCCCUCAGAGGAGCUUCAGAAUGGACCCGUCCCAGGAGUCGUCCCUCUGGUCGGGUUUCUCCCAGUCUCAGUCUCUGUCCCAAAGCUCUCAGGGCCGUCUGGGCUCGUCACAGACGUCACAACCCAAGAGGAAGAAGUCUCGAAUGGGAUUUUGAUCUCUUCGAGCGGGAACAUAUGUUUUAUAUUAACGCUGGAAAAACCAACAACAAAAAAGGAAUGUUUUUCUUCAACUGCCUCAGGAUUUGUAAAAUGGAUUUGUAAUGGGAUUAUUCACUUGGAUUUGUAUGGACAAAAGAUGAACAUGGCAACUGGAUCUAAUGGAGGAGAGAUGGCUGAGGACGUCUGCUGACUGGUUUGGUAGGACUGAGUGGAAUUUACUAUCUUUGUUUGUGGCUGUGCCAUUUGUUUGCUCAGGUGGUAGCCUGUGUGUGUGUGUGUGUGUGUGUGUGUGCGUGCAUGUGUGUGUGUGUUAAAAGGACAGUCCUAUUUUGACUGAGUGUCGCUUGACAUUUCUUUUUACUAGUUUUGUUACUCAAAACUCACUCAGUUGUUGUUUACUUGGUACAAUGAAAGAACAUGUCACUCGCUGUGAUAAUUUAUUUUUGUUACUUUUCUAAAGAAAACACAAACAUUUUGAAUAAAACCGCUCAAAGAAAA
Centropristis striata (black sea bass) is the source of this 4046-nucleotide messenger RNA. RefSeq names its product TATA-box binding protein associated factor, RNA polymerase I subunit C (gene taf1c). The coding region runs from base 350 to 3544 and encodes 1064 amino acids. Lineage: Eukaryota; Metazoa; Chordata; Actinopteri; Perciformes; Serranidae. Gene Ontology annotation, cellular component: fibrillar center. The transcript is spliced from 15 exons. The record is from RefSeq and is a predicted model, not a curated record. Gene Ontology annotation, biological process: transcription by RNA polymerase I. Gene Ontology annotation, molecular function: protein binding; RNA polymerase I core promoter sequence-specific DNA binding.